UCUUACUUGCCGACGACCAACGACGUCGUUUCCUCCUUCAGCGCCGUUAUCUGAUUACGAAAUCCCAACACUGUAGACAUUUAAUUACUUAAAAUAAUCCCUCACAUGAUUAAUGACCAUAGAAAACGAUAGAAAUUGCAAGAAAAUCAAAAUACUGAAAAAAGAAAGUGUCAGAAACAACACAGAAUAUCCUCGCUCUGAAUCAUCCAUUUCUUUCUCAGUCUCACAUUUUCAUUUUUUUUGGGAACUUCGAAUUCAAGAACAGUGUGUUUUUGCUACACUGUUUGGAUGAGAAACCCUAACUACUUCAACCGUUCAUCACUUUCAAGUUUUUGAUACGUAAUGCCGCCAAAGCGAGGGGUUUCCUUCGCUAAGAGCGGAAGCAAAGGAAUUCGUUUUCCUAUUUUGAGUUUCGUUCUUCUAUGUGUUCUUACGCCGGUUGUUUUCUUCUUCGGUCGAGGUUUUCACGUUACUGAUCAAGAUGAUAUUUCAGCUGUUGCAAAUAGACAGCCAGCUGCCAAAUGGAGAGAAUGGCGUGCGUUGCAAGACCUUAAAUCAACUUUUUCGAAAGAGGUUUUCGAUGUUAUUGUAUCCAGCACAGAUGAUAUGGGGCCUUUGAGUCUUGACAAUUUUAGAAAAAAUAUGUCUGCGUCAUGGAGAGUUGUUGGAUUAGAGACUUCAAAUGCUGCCUAUGAGGUAAAGAAACCAACAACACACGUUACACAAGAAAAACCAAAGGUGAAGGAAGGAAGAUCUUCAGAGGGUCUUACUCACUGGACUGAUAGCCCUACACGACAAGUCCGAAGGAAAUUAAUAGAAAAAAGGCAGGAAAAGCGUGCUGCUGAGUUGGUAAAGAUGGACAAUGAAGUAAUCGUAAAACUUGAAAAUGAAGCUAUUGAACGUUCAAGAUCUGUUGAGUCAGCCGUACUGGGUAAAUACAGCAUUUGGAGGAAAGAAAUUGAGAAUGAAAAUGCUGAUUCUUCUGUUCGGUUUAUGCGGGACCAGAUCAUUAUGGCUAGGGUAUAUGUGAGUAUCGCACAGAUGAACAACAAGCUUGAACUGUUGCAAGAGCUGCAGUCUAGGCUCAAAGAGAGUCAACAUGCUUUAGGUGAUGCAAUUGCUGAUUCAGAUCUUCAUCACAGUACACGUCAAGAAAUAAAGGCUAUGGGCCAAGUUCUGUCAAAGGCACGGGGGCAAUUGUAUGACAGCAAGUUGGUCACUGGAAAAUUGAGAGCAAUGCUACAGACAGCUGAUGAGCAAGUUAGGAACUUGAAGAAACAAAGCACAUUCCUCAGUCAGUUGGCUGCUAAGACCAUACCAAGUGGAAUUCAUUGCUUAUCUAUGCGCCUCACAAUAGAUUACUACCUCCUUCCUCCUGAAAAAAGGAAGUUCCCUAGGAGCGAGAACUUGGAGAAUCCCAGUCUUUAUCAUUAUGCACUAUUUUCAGACAAUGUCUUGGCUGCAUCCGUCGUUGUCAACUCAGCUGUUACAAAUGCAAAGGAUCCUUCAAAGUAUGUUUUCCACCUUGUUACUGAUAAACUCAAUUUUGGAGCCAUGAACAUGUGGUUUCUUUUGAACCCUCCUGGAAAAGCUACAAUCCAUGUUCAAAAUGUAGAUGAUUUUAAGUGGUUGAACUCAUCCUACUGCCCUGUAUUGCGGCAGCUUGAAUCUGCAAAAAUGAAAGAGUAUUAUUUCAAGGCAGGCCAUCCAACCACUCUUUCUUCUGGUGCUUCCAAUAUGAAAUAUAGAAACCCAAAAUAUCUCUCGAUGCUCAACCAUCUUAGAUUCUAUCUUCCAGAAGUUUAUCCUAAAUUAGAUAAAAUCCUUUUUCUUGAUGAUGACAUCGUUGUUCAGAAGGAUUUGACAGGAUUAUGGGAAGUUGAUCUUCAGGGGAAAGUAAAUGGUGCAGUUGAAACAUGUGGUGAAAGCUUUCACCGAUUUGACAAAUAUCUUAACUUUUCAAAUCCACAUAUUGCAAGAAACUUUGAUCCAAAUGCUUGUGGUUGGGCAUAUGGCAUGAACAUAUUUGAUCUGAAGGAGUGGAAAAAGAAGGAUAUCACUGGCAUAUAUCACAAAUGGCAAAAUAUGAAUGAAGACAGGGUGCUUUGGAAGCUGGGGACAUUACCUCCAGGACUAAUGACAUUCUAUGGGCUGACACAUCCACUAAAUAAAUCGUGGCAUGUCCUUGGUUUGGGUUACAGUCCAACUGUAGAUCGAUCAAUGAUAGAGAAUGCAGCAGUUGUACACUACAAUGGUAAUAUGAAGCCGUGGCUAGCAAUUGCCAUGACAAAGUAUCGGUCUUACUGGACUAAAUAUGUUAAAUACAAUCAUUCCUAUCUGCAGAAAUGCAAGUUACAUGAAUAGUCAGAAUAGUUAUCUCUUUCUUCUCCAGCAUCCCCCAUUUUCUUUCAUCUUUCUGGCAUGGCUAUUUCAACUAGUGUCUUGCUUAGAAUGAUGGCAGUGUCUUGAACCUAGAAGGAAAGGAGUCAAUGCAUGCUCGAUGUUUACCUCCAACAUCAUUCUUUUCCACAUUGAUUCUUGCUUUGAAUUCAUUUAAUUUGUUGACACAUUCUCUCCUAUUUGAAACAAGGUUAAGAAGUAGUUACCUUGUUUACCAUAAAACUCCUCAUUGUACAAUAUUCUGAUCUGAUGCUCAGACAGGACUUGAAAUUAAAUAUCAUAUUUCUAUAUUCUUUGAGAAAACAUAACUUUCUUGUUCA
Messenger RNA from Medicago truncatula (barrel medic), 2720 nucleotides. Its product is annotated as polygalacturonate 4-alpha-galacturonosyltransferase. The record is from RefSeq and is a predicted model, not a curated record. The transcript is spliced from 11 exons. Lineage: Eukaryota; Viridiplantae; Streptophyta; Magnoliopsida; Fabales; Fabaceae. Bases 343 to 2364 code for a protein of 673 amino acids. Gene Ontology annotation, molecular function: polygalacturonate 4-alpha-galacturonosyltransferase activity.